Linum trigynum is the source of this 1230-nucleotide messenger RNA. NCBI's taxonomy places the organism in Eukaryota, Viridiplantae, Streptophyta, Magnoliopsida, Malpighiales, Linaceae. The record is from the annotation of a GenBank genome assembly.
AUGCUACUUUACUUCUUCAUCACUUGUUUCUCCUUUGCCCUGUUUCUUAAAUCGCUCCCUCUCAAGCCUCUGCCUCCAUGGGCAACUGAGAUGAGACUGCUCUCAGUUUUCUUCUGGAAAGACUUGCUUUUGGGUUCAUAUUUUGGGUCUGCAAAGAACAACUUUUUAAGCCUUCUCCACAGCAACAAGAGAAUGGUUCUUCUAUCUGCUUCAAAUGCAAAAACUGAGAAAGCAGCUGGGGAAGAAGAAGUAGACGGACUAGAAUCCAUGCUAGUCUUGGAUUUGCCGGAACUGGCACUUGAAUGCAUACUUGAGAAGCUAUCCCCUGCAGGGCUUUGCAGCAUGGCUGCUGUGUGCUCCUCUUUGAGGGAAAGGUGUACAAGUGAUUACUUUUGGGAAAGGCAUAUGAAGCAGAAAUGGGGCAGGAUAAUUGGUCCUGCUGCUUAUAGAGAGUGGCAAUGGCAUCAAGCUUCGAGAAAGGAUUUGGGAAGCUACAAACCAGGCGAACAAAAGGGGUGGUCAAGGCUUGUUUCUGCAGUUUGGUCUGCUUUCCCUUGGAUCAAAUUGAACGCGGAGAGUCAGAAUAACAGCAAUGAAAAUGGUUGCAAGGAGAGAAGUUGUAGCUUGCCUGUUGAUUCAACCAUGGCAUGGUACCUUGCUCUUGAGAGUGGCAAGUUCUGGUUCCCUGCACAGGUCUACAACAGAGAGAAUGGUCAUGUAGGGUUCAUGUUGUCAUGCUAUGAUGCUGAUCUUAGCUAUGAUCCUCGUACUGAUACCUUCCAGGCCAGAUAUCCACCACAUGGAAGGAGGCCAGUUGCAAUAGAGACCGGUGUCCACUGGGAAAGGCUAAGAGCACCUCCAGUUGAUACUUCUCCUCAUGAUCUCCAUGCUUCGGAUUGCUUACAUGAUUUGAGCCCUGGUCAUCAUAUUGAGAUUCAGUGGAGAAGGAACAAGGAAUUCCCUUAUGGUUGGUGGUAUGGAGUGGUUGGUCACCUGGAAGCAUGUGACGGGAACGAGCAUUAUUGCCGGUGCCAUAAUAGCGAGACCGUAGUGUUGGAGUUCCAUCAGUAUGCUCCAGGAUCACGGUGGAGGCGAACAACGGUGAACAGAAAGGACCAUCGAGAGGAAGGGAAUGAGGCGGAUGGGUUCUACGGCGGUGUCAGAAAGCUUAGCAAAGAUGACGAAAUCUCAAGGUGGAAACGGCUUUGGCCUUCCGAAGUCCUGGAAUGA